Molecule: messenger RNA, 1373 nt
Organism: Momordica charantia (bitter melon)
Lineage: Eukaryota; Viridiplantae; Streptophyta; Magnoliopsida; Cucurbitales; Cucurbitaceae
Product: flavonol synthase/flavanone 3-hydroxylase-like
Source: RefSeq, a predicted model, not a curated record
GCAUUCCAACUGUGUCAUUUUCCUUACUUGACAGGUUUUUAUUUGGCAACAGCACCAUUAUAAGAAUCAAAGCUCUGCCACUUCCCUUUGAAACUGAUCCAGUUCUUUGAAAUGGCCAUCCCAACUGUGGAUCUUUCUCUGUUUUGUAGAGAAGGCGAUGAUGAAGGCAAGAAGAAGGCGUUUGAAACCAUAACCGAAGCCUGCUCCAGCUAUGGCUUCUUUCAAAUCGUGAACCAUGGCGUACCCAUUGAAUUUCUCAGUGGAGCUCUGGAACUGUCCAGAACUUUUUUCCAAUACCCAGAUGAUGUAAAGCUCAAAUAUAGCUCCAAGCCUGGCGCUCCCCUUCUCGCUGGUUUCAACAAGCAGAAGGACAAAUGUGUGGACAAGAAUGAGUAUGUUCUUGUUUUUCCUCCUGGAUCCGCCUACAACAUCUACCCCCAAGAACCACCACAAUUCAAGGAAGUGCUGGAAGAGAUGUUCUUGAAACUAAGCAAAGUGUGCUUGCUUCUAGAGAGCAUUGUAAACGAUUGUUUGGGUCUUCCUCCUGGUUUCCUCAAACAAUACAACGAUAACAGAACCUGGGAUUUCAUGACUAAUCUCUACUACUUCCCUGCUGCUGGAGACAAUGAAAAUGGACUCACUCACCAUGAAGAUGGAAACUGCAUCACCUUAGUUAUCCAGGAUGCAGCUGGAGGGCUUCAAGUCCGCAAAAAUGGAGAAUGGAUUCCAGUUACCCCUGUCCAAGGAGCUAUAGUAGUCAACAUUGGAGAUGUUAUUCAGGUGUUGAGCAACAAGAAAUUCAAGAGUGCAACACACAGAGUGGUGAGGCAAAAGGGAAAAGAGAGAUUCUCUUAUGCAUUCUUCCACAACUUGCAUGGGGACAAGUGGGUUGAACCACUGCCACAUUUCACCAAACAGAUUGGAGAGAAGCCUAAAUACAGAGGAUUUGAGUUCAAAGAAUACCAAGCCUUGAGACUCAAGAACAAAACCCAUCCACCUUCCAGAGUUGAGGAUGAGAUCCACAUCACACACUAUGAAAUCAGUUGAUAAAUAUCAUAUAGCCAAUAUGAUCUAUCUCAAGCCAUCGAGAAAAAUAGUGUACCAGCACUUUCUCCUGCUGUCUGUUCUGUUGCUUUUACCGUCUUGUACUUGAGAGUGUCGUUUAAGGUCACAUGUUGUUGUAGUGUGUUUUCCAUUUCAUCAUCCGACAUCCUGCAGUCUUUACAUUAGAAAUCUAAUAAGGGAAAAAAAUAGUGCUUUGUCCUGCGCGCUACAACAAAUUUUCCUGGUUUAGGUGCUCCAAUUUCGCUCGCUACUAUUACAGGAAUCAUUUUUGCUUUCUUUUCUUCUGAUUACUAAGAUGUUUCAGUUUG